Molecule: messenger RNA, 720 nt
Organism: Danaus plexippus (monarch butterfly)
Lineage: Eukaryota; Metazoa; Arthropoda; Insecta; Lepidoptera; Nymphalidae
Exons: 4
Coding region: 90-665 (191 amino acids)
Source: RefSeq, a predicted model, not a curated record
AGUUCGUGAUCACGGCCACCAUGUGAUAACGAAUACAGGGUGUAUUUAUAGUGAGAUACAUUCAAUUGUUCCGUCUAAAUUAUAACACCAUGUUGAAGCUCGUAGGUGUCUGUCUCAUAGCGAGCCUUUGUUCCACAGGCGCAGAUGAUAAUAUGUUGGGCAAAGGCCUAUGGUCGCUGAUUGCCGUCGAAAACUGCCCCGAGGAGGAACUCCAGCAAGAGUGGAUGAGACUGGAAGUGAAUAAGCACAAAGUGAACCGCUCUCAUGACGGCCUCUCCGUACACAUCACGAUUAACAACGAAGUUAACGACCAAUACGGGACUUUUAUAGACAUAUGCAAGUAUGUGGACGGCGGAUGUAAGCAAUACCAAGUAGUAUCCGAUAAUUUGGCGAAAUUAUGCGACAAUUACGCAAAGGACAACGUAGUCAGGGCGUUACAAAUGGCUAAAUUUAACACGGACUAUUUUCCCCUCGAUGUGGGUGAAUAUGACCUCAAAGAUUUCAUGAUAGACUACUGCAGUUUCCCAUCGGACUGCCCGUUCGGUAGAUACGAAGCGAUGACCUUCCUAAUGUCUGGAGGUCAAAAGGUCGCCUGUCUCAAGGUCAUCGUGGAGUGCACCAAGUGCGAGGACGACGACGAAUGCUGCGACGAUGGUGACCAAUAACAGCUACCGAAUAGAUGUACACCAUCGGCUGAAUAUAUAGCUUUAUUACCAAUAA